AUGAAAGAGGUGGAACAUGAGAAGGACCCAGAUUUCUGUGAUGAGAGCCUACAGGCAAUCUUGGUGAGUCUGAUAUCGGCAGGUUCCGAGACCACCGUUAGCACCCUGAAAUUCUGCCUGGUCUUGUUCGCUCACUAUCCUGAUGUACAGGCAAAGGUCCAACAAGAAAUUGAUGAGGUGACGCAGUCAUUGCGCCUACCUAGGUUCGAAGACCGACCACAAAUGCCGUACACCAAUGCUGUCAUUCAUGAAAUGCAGAGAGUUUUAGACCUGACAUCAACUACUCUCCUCCAUGCUGUGACCAAAGACAUCGAGUUCCAUGGAUACGCCAUCCCGAAGGGCACCAUCAUCAUCCCAUUCCUGUCAUCGGUGCUCUAUGACCCCUCUCAAUGGGAGACACCAGAACGGUUCAAUCCCGGACACUUCCUGGAUGAGGAGGGCCAGUUCCGCAAUCGGGUGGCCUUCAUGGCAUUCUCAGCCGGAAAGCGUGUUUGUCCCAGAGAGAGUUUGGCCCGAAUGGAGCUUUUCUUUCUCCUCUCUGCUCUGCUCCAGAAAUUCACCAUCAAGCUGCCCCCAGGAGCUGAACGUCGGGACUCCACUCCAAAUGGCUGCAUGUGUUAACAAAUAUGACAUUUUGUCCAAUGCUCAGCUGUGCGCCGUCCCCCGAGCAUUGUCCACCAAGUAA
Staurois parvus is the source of this 685-nucleotide messenger RNA. NCBI's taxonomy places the organism in Eukaryota, Metazoa, Chordata, Amphibia, Anura, Ranidae. The record is from the annotation of a GenBank genome assembly.